AUGGAGGACCUUCUGUCUCUGAAAGAAUCGAUUAUAAUAUACUUGGAUAGGAGUGGAGGACUGAAUAAACUUAUUAAGGCCUGCAGCUCUUUCAGAGAACCACAACAGAUGGAAGCGGUAUAUCGCUUCUGUUUUGAUGUGAAUCCCACUGAUGUGGUUGAACUGGAUGCCAGGCUGGGAGAUUGCAUUUUACAUGACCCUCUCAAAGCAACUUCACUUUUUCAGUCUGUUUGUUAUCUGUCUAUAAAGGCACUGUCACUGAUUGAGCAUACAAUUACAGAAAACCAGGUUAAUGUUGUUUUGAAGCCAACACACAUGCCACCAUUUCCACGGUACUUUCUGGACUUAUCCGAGUUCCCCCGUGGGUAUGGUCCACUGAGGCCUCUGGAAAUGGUGGGCCUUGUAAUCGCCAUGACUCGCGUCACUAAAUACACCCAAGGGGCCAGAUUUCUCUGCACAGAAGAAAAAUGUCCUUGCUCCAGGGGUUUCCACCACAUUAGAGUACAUGCCCCAGGGAGCACAGAGUCUGCAACCGUCAGGAGUGACUUCUUCUGCUUUCUCUGCUCCUCACCGCUCAGAGAGGAUGUGAAGUCUCGUGUAUUGGGGGGUAAGCAGCUGGUGGAGCUUGUGCAUAUGAGAGCACUGGAUGUGUUAGGAGUCCAUGACCCUUCCUCCCUGAGAUUUCAAUCCGUCACUCUGUUCUUGAGAGAUGAACUUUGCAACUCUAUGAAAAUUGGCCUGGUCUAUCGAGUGGUGGGGAUACCAGCUCAUGUACACCAGUGUCCCAAUGUUACUUGGAGCAUAGAGGCCUGCAGUGUUCAAGCAGUCAAGCUUGAACACCCUUGCCUGAUCAGUGACAACUUCCAGGCCCUGCUUGCUGCCUCAGCUUGUUCUCCAUGGAGAUUCUCUGCCAUUAUAGCCAAUUCCUUUGGAUCUGCAGUACUCCCGCCUGGCCUGUACAGCACGCUGAAGCUGGUGCUGCUUCUCAGCCUGGUGCAGACUGAGGGUGCGAACCCAGAUGCACACAACCAUCUGGAUGUUCUUGCACUCACCAGCGACACACUCAUCAUUGAUAGGUUGAUGACAUACAGUCUGGGUCUGGCUGGCCGGGGUAUUCGUCAUCCGGUUACUGGAGAGCUGUUUGCUUCCCUGUCCAGAGAUGAGCAUGGAGCAGGAACAGCCAACAUCCAUGCUGGUUCUUCAUUGCUGGCCAGUGGAGGUGUCUGCCUGCUGGGAGACUUAACGUGCUACAAGAGAGACAGGAUGGACACACUCCAGUCAGUGUUGGAAAGCAGAUCAGUGUCUGUCUUCAUCCCAGGAAAGAAGUAUGGGGAAGAUGCUGAUCAGCAACUCUCCUUCUCCGUCCAGUGUAACUUCUGGGCACUGGCUGAUGCAGCAGCUCCUUCCAGGAAGCCUAUCAAGCCUGACAGUGUAGUGCUUGGCUCUGUGGAGAUGGGUCCAGUACCCCCACAAGUUGCAGAGGCAUUUGGACUUGUGAUCCAGUGUCGUGAGGCAAUAGGUCACCACCCACUCCUUCCUAUUACUGUGCACACCCUGAGGCAGGCCGUCUCACCAGGAGAGCCCCUUUACCCUGCUUGUAUGCAGUUUACCACACAGGACUACAAAGAGCUACUGGCUUAUGCACGGGGCCUGAAAGUAGACAUGAGCCCUGAGGCCGAGAAGAUGAUCCAUGGCUACUACAUGGCCAGUCGGAGGGUUCGCUCAGAUUUUUCCAAAGUCUCCUCAGUAUCCGUCACCUUCAUCAAACUGAUGAUUGCUCUUGCUCAAGCCCAUGCUAAGCUUAAUUUGAGGACACGUGUUUUGGAAGAGGAUGCAGUUAUUGCAGUGCUGCUUUGUGAAAACUCAAUCACCCUUAAACAUGGGGCCUCAGCGCUUGUUAUUCCGCCCGAUGCCGUGUUUCCUUGUGAUCUGUGUGACCUGGACUCCUUGCGCAGACGAGACCUGACCUUGGAAGAGUUUCACCAGCAGAUCUUGCACUUUGUGUACACCUACGCACCAGGAGCUGCAACCUACAUCAUGGAGGAGUAG
Molecule: messenger RNA, 2049 nt
Organism: Colossoma macropomum (tambaqui)
Lineage: Eukaryota; Metazoa; Chordata; Actinopteri; Characiformes; Serrasalmidae
Gene: mcmdc2
Product: minichromosome maintenance domain containing 2
Exons: 14
Coding region: 1-2049 (682 amino acids)
Biological process (GO): double-strand break repair via break-induced replication
Molecular function (GO): DNA binding; ATP binding; single-stranded DNA helicase activity
Source: RefSeq, a predicted model, not a curated record